Messenger RNA from Penaeus chinensis, 9706 nucleotides. RefSeq names its product protein KIAA0100-like (gene hob). The record is from RefSeq and is a predicted model, not a curated record. Bases 204 to 5606 code for a protein of 1800 amino acids. NCBI's taxonomy places the organism in Eukaryota, Metazoa, Arthropoda, Malacostraca, Decapoda, Penaeidae. The transcript is spliced from 39 exons.
GGACAGAGUGAAUAUGAAGAGUGAGUUCCGUUCACUUCACAUCUUUUAUGAUCACAAAGACCUAGGCUUUUGGACUGGUUACCUGACCAGGAGGAAGUCACAACCAGCAAUGCCAAGUUAUAUUCCAGAUCAAACCAACAAGGAAAAAGGUAAAGCCAUGGAAUGGUGCUUUCCAUAGAUACUGUGUUGGUCUUAUAGUAGAGAUGUGGGAUGUCACAUGUGGAGGUUGUGUCCCUGGCUCUCCAUACAGCCAAAUGAUGCUUCAGCAUGCACGCCACAGUGUCUUUGUGUCACAGUGGACCACAGAAGUAGAAGGAGAACUCUUAUUAGAGUCCAUGGUGGCCACUCUCAGAUCAGGUCAACACAGUGGCUCCCAGAUGGCAGCAUCAAGUGCAGCAGCAGCCCCAAGAAGAGUCCAUCAGUGGGGAACACCCAUGUGUAUUGGUCUGUGUCUAGUCCAGCUGUCAUCUGUGGCUCCUCAGUCAGCCAGAAGCAACAUGUCACUGCCUCCUCUUCAGGCUGAAGCUCUUCUAGACAACAUACAGUUAGAAUGGAGCCCUGAAUUGGCCUUGCUAGUAACUGCCAUUCUCAGAUAUUCAAGGGAGCUCAAGGAAUAUACAAAGAAUAGGAAACCCAGGAAAGUACAAGAAAGUGGCUCUUCUUCUUCAGUAGAAACCUUCAGCAGUAUGAGUGUAAAAUGCACAAACAUCAAUGUAUUUGCUGUCACAGAGCAAAAAGUGUCGUUAAUGGCUCGAGUAGACAGCCUGGAGAGUGCCAAGUCUGCAAAGAACUCAAGAACAACUAUAACUGGGAUGAAGAUGGUGCGAUUUGUUCCUACAGGCACUCAGUACUUGUGUAUAAAAUCUUCAGAGAUAAAGGGUGAAUGUGGUCAAAUAAGUGAAGUUAUUGUUGAGCAUGUAAAUGGAGAACUGCUUUUGAAUGUCAGUGAGCAACUCCAUUUGACCUGGUCCACCACUACACACAUAACCCUUCUCACUUUGGGUCAGGAAGUAGCUGCAUUUAUCAGAGAUGUCAAACCCUCUUCAGCCUCAGGAGACAAAGCAGGAGAUGCAACCCCAGGAGAAGAUCCUGAAAAUUCAUCUUUACAGUUGCAGUUGGUAGCUAAAGGAGACAUAAAAAUUGGUGCUGAACUCUCCCAGCGGCAUCAGAUGUACUUUAUACUGAGUGACUUAACAUACUUGAUGGCCAAUGGAAGGAUAUCAUGUCAGACAGAUGAACUGCAGAUUCAGUUCGAUGACCACAAUAUAAUGACUCUGUCAGGUGGAAAGUUGUCUCGGGCUCUUCAGUCUCGGGAAGUGCGUGAGGAGAGAGAAUCAAUGCAAGAGCUUGUUCAGAAGCAGAAUAAAGCAUGGAGACUGACAGUGGGAACAUGGAAGAUUACCUUCCCAUAUAAUUACAAGUUUGCAGAAGCCUUUAGUGAUGACCUGUUGUCUGUGGUGAAGUGGAUAAAGUUAGUUCAUAAUCGUCGCCCUAAGUCAUUCACAGCUGAUAGUCCCCUGCCUCCUGAUUUGGUUAUACGAGUAAAGCACUGGCUUUUAGAGAUUGGAGACGAUCCAUUUGAAGUGAAGUUGAGGUACAAUUAUGAACUCUUAGAAGAUGAAUACCAAGAGAGUUGCAAGAGGAUCAAGGCACUAGAUGCAAGGAUAGAGGAACUCCGCAAGACCAUGUUCCUCUUUCCUACAGGCAAGAUUGAGGAACUGUACAAAAAUCUGCAGGAAAAGAACAGUGAGACAUACAUCAAGAGGUCAAAGUUGAUGUAUGAGUCUGCCCCAAUGCGAACACAGUUGUUUACAUGGACAAUGGAGGAUGUAGUGAUAUUUGCAAUGGCUGAUCCAACUUUCCAUGGAACAGAGAAAGUUACACAGCACAUGGUUGACAUUGAUCAAGAGUCCCCAUGGCCUCAGGAGGGCCAGGAAUUUUCAACACUUUGGUGCCGCAUGAUUUCAGCCUCAUGUGCAGAGUGGAAAUUCAAGCUCAGAGAUUAUCCUCAGUCCCUCCUAGACAUGUCUGACCUUGAGAUCUGGGGAAGACUCAUUGGUGCUGAACAGAAGGCCAGUAAAAGAGCAAUAAGGAAUGUGAUGGUGGAGGUUGGAGCACCAUGGUCAAAUACUAUGGUUGAACGCACAAUGUCAGCACUCAAAUUCUACCAUGACUUUUCCUGUGAAGUCAAGAGCUUCACUGCAGCUUAUGGUCCAUGUUGGGAACCUGCAGUUGCUCAGUUUAAUCUCGCCCUCUCCCUCAUCAACCAGCCGUCCCGGGAUCCCUCGACACCACUGCCUUGGUGGGACAAGAUGAGGCUCCUCUUCCAUGGCCGCCUGACUCUCAUGGUCGAGCGCAUGACCCUGCUCCUGCAUGCCUCCCUCGACCCCUAUAACACCACUGAGGAGAUGGAGCUCACCUGGACAAGCCUCACCAUGGACUGGACUAACGCAAAACUGGUAUUCAAGGGAAAUCUGAAAGUGUCAGUAAAAACAGCAUCCAAGUAUGAUGAUGCUAGGCUCCUGCAUGUCCCAAACCUAAAGCUUACAGUCAAGAUGAUAUGGCAGUGUCGUGGGAACCCCAAUGACCACCAUUCAGUCAUGCUUUGUGCACCAGACAAACUCCCAGAAUAUUCAAGUAACCAGGAACACGACUCCUACCGAGCCUUUCGCUCUCAGAACCUGAGUAUGAACAUUCAGCUGGAAACCAAAACACCCAAAAAGGCCAACACAGCUGUCUCUGCGCCAGUCAUUGAAGCUCUCUUCUUUGGCAGCACUCUAAGAUGGUUUGAAAAUCUCAAGUUCAUCUUAUCUGGCGUUGCCCGACCCACCAGACGAGGCCCACUCUUCAAUAAUACACAUGCACGCAAACCUCAGUUGUCGAGGCAUUACAGCAGCAUACACCUUUCUGUGUCAUUUCAGCGCUUUGAUGUACGGUACUGGAUGUCUGUAGGAGUCAGAAAAGGAUUCCACCUCAGUGGUGAAAGACUGUCCCUUAGUUCUGAGCACAAGUUAACGUUGAUCCCAGUCAACGAUGGUUUACGUCACCGUCCUCGCAGUAGCUGGGGCAUCGUGUACCUCAACACAGAACUCUGCCUGGCCCAAGUCUGGCUUCAAAGUGCAAUGAAGGACUACACCGCCUUCAGUGACGAAGAGGAUCGCCCACAGGAGCCAGUUUCUGCACCUGUAGAAAAAUUUUAUUUCCUAAAUGUAAACCGAGUAGAGUACACCAGAGAAACCCUCACCCCCACACCAGCAGACUCUACUCCAGAUCCAAAUCUUCGUGAUAAGCCCAAUCACCGUCUUGUAGUACAUGGCUUGAAGGGAGCCUGGACCACUAACAACAGAGACAUCGUCUUUGCCCUGUACGACUCCUGGAACAAGUCACAGCAGCUCCGGCGAAACCUGACCCCAGACAUUAUAAAGAGCUACAAUCCAGAGGCCUCUACACCCCAGAAGCCUAGGAGCCGAUCCAUUACAGACAAUGCAACCCAACAGAACCUAACCUCUCCAACAGCAUCAUUGCAGGUUCCUCCAGUCCAAGCCACACCAUCGCCAAUGUCACGCCUUCAGUCUGGUCAUGCUCAAGCCAUGCUCCAACAGCUUAUUGCUGAAGCUGAUAACAACCAAGUUGCAUUUAGUGAGGAUUGUUCAAACACAGAGCCCAGAGACCAGAUACCCCAUGGAGUUAAAGCCUACACUGUUGAUGAUGUCAUUCACAAGAAGUGGCUUAUUGUUCUGGUCAACAGUCAAGUGCUUCUGAAGGGCUGUGAAACAAAUGGCUAUGUGAUCCUUAGUGCUGCCAAUGCACAGAUCGUGCAGCGCAUCCACCGUCCAGUGUGGCAGGAUCACUCCCUUGUCACGAAGACCACUUGGUUCGGGUCACUAGAAUGCAUGCAGUACUAUGCCACUGUUAGUAGUGCUGGGGACAAGGAGACACAGAUGGAUAACAUAAUGUGGCUGACAUUGGACAACAUUGAAGAGAAAGAUGGGCAAGUGAUCAAUGAAGUAGCUGACAUAGUGGGAAGUGGACAGUCUGUGGGUGGAGUAGUCUCUCAGACUGUUGGCUCAAUGGAUGAAGAUGAUGAACUUCAACUGCAACGCAUAGUAUCAAGGUGCAAGUGUGAAUUUUAUUAUGUGGCUUAUGGUGAAACUGGCCUGGAUGUCUCUCUUCUGGAAGAAGUUCAUCCCCCACUCCCUGAAGAUGACCUCUGGAGCCGCAAUGUGGAAGCUGUUGACACCUUCACACUAGUCCAUCAUGACCUCUGUGCAAGCACUAACUCCCUGCAGUAUAACAUGGUUGUAGACAUCCUGAACAACCUGCUUCUGUAUGUGGAUCCCAAAAAAAAGGAAGCAAGUGAGGCUGUUGCCCGCAUGAGGUUCCAGCUCCAGCUCUACUCAAGAGAUGACCAACGAAAGCCCAUCAUCAGGCUGCAGAAUCAAGUCAGGUAUCAUCUGUCACAGCUGAGAUCACUAGAGAAAGAAGUCUAUCUUGUCCAAAGACACCUACUCAAUGACCCAACCAAUCAGCAAAAAUUAGAUGAAAAAGAAGUAUUAGAGAAGCAGGUGGCAGAGUGCAAAGAAAAAGUUAAUGCCUUGAGUGAAGAAUUAGCCAUGAGAAUUCACUUGUACAAUGAAACCCAGCUCUCUGCUAAUCACAAGUGGACAUCAUCAGGUGGAGACAAGCAGACGAAAGUGAUCCGGAUGAAUGAAGUUAGCUUCAGGAAGGCUCAGUGGCGAUUGACAGAGAAGGAUGGACAGCUAGGUAUUGCAGAUCUGGUGCUCUCAAAUUUCUUGUACACAAAGAAAACCAAUGCAGAUGAUAGUGGAGAACAUCUUUUGGAACUUGGAUAUGUCACUAUGAGGAACCUUUUGCCAAAUCAAAUUUACCAAGAGGUUCUCAUGCCCUCUGAGCUGCAAAUGAACAUGCCUGUUGAUCGUCAGAGGACUCUACGAAUAUUCUGCAGAGAGAAGCCCCCAUGUGGUGGGAUAUCUAUCAUUGAACACUUUGAGGUUAAUGUUGUACCUCUAAAUAUUGCCCUGACCUAUCAGUUCUUCAAAACAAUGAUGAAGUUCUGCUUCCCAGACAACACAACAGAAGAGGAGUUUGCAGGGAGUGAGGUCUCAUCAGGAGGCCAGAGCACACGUGGCAGCAAGAAACAAGCAUCGCUGCGGAAAUCUCACAAGGAGUCCAACUUUUAUGUGGCUCUGCAAGAUAAGGAUGAUGUAGAGAUUAUGAAGCAACGAGCUGAGCAGAACAAGUUAUUUGUUUAUAUAAAGAUCCCAGAGCUUCCAGUGCGAGUCAGCUACAAAGGCAAAAAGGAAAAGAACAUUGAGGAUGUAUCAAACUUCCGUUUGGUAGUGCCGACCCUAGAAUACCACAAUGUGACAUGGACAUGGCUUGACUUCCUAAUGGCUAUGAAGCAGGAUUCCAAAUCAGCUCUCUUGUCUCAGGCCAUCAAACACAAGUUGAACCUGGCUCACUUCCGGGCAGAUGAAGCGGCCACACCCAAUGAAGAAGAAAAGGCUCGACUCUUGUUGGGAAGCAAAUUGAUGCCACCAGAGUCCAAAGGUACAAAGAAGAGCUUGUUCAAGUUCAACAGAUAGCCUACCAGGCAACACGUCAUAGUUGCUCAACCUCACAUACUGAAGGAAACUUAUUGCUUGUUUUUUAAGUAUGGUGGAAGGGCAAAUGUAACUUCACAUAUUUCUUCAUAUUUUUUCCCCAUACUGGAAUAAGAAAUAGAAGUAAUGAUGAUAAGUAUAUAUAACUUAGCUGUAAUGGAGCUUUUGAUCUGUGAUUAAGACUAAAGAAGUUAGAAUGCAGCUGAUUUUGCUUUUUGGUGGUGAAGUAUCAUGUUAUGUGUCUUUGAUUUUGUGAAUUCUUUGCUUUGUAUCACUUAUUUGCCUUAAGUAUUUGAGAGCAUGUUAGUGGGCUCUUUGUUAGUGUUGUUAUUAUUAAUAUUAUUAUUAUUUAUUUAUUUAAUUUUUUUUUUUUUUUUACUGGUCAAUUUCAGUCAUCAUAGAAAUGUGUUCUGGACUCCCCAAAAUUUAUAUGGCGAAACACAUAGUAUCAGGAGUUUUUCUGUGAUAUUAAGGGGAAACUCAAGAAUGUAGCAGAUAAGAAUUAUAUGAUUAUUACUAAAAAAAGAUUAUUUAAAUAUCUUCUGCUUCAAAAUUAUUUUUAGUUUAUGUAUGUAAUGUUAUUGUAGCACAUGACAUUAAUCUAGUUCCAAAAAUGGUGCAUUAGUUGUUAAGACUUUAAAGAGAGAUGUAGGAGAUAUUCUUUACAUCCAGUAUGUAAUUUAUUGAUAAAGAUAGCAAUGAAAUUUUGAAAGAUGCACAUUCUGAAUUAUCAUUUUUUCAGAAGAUAAUAUAUGAGGUUCACUUUUAUUCAUGGAUCUACUUUGACAAUACUUAGUCAGUUCAUCUUGGCUCUGAUACUAAGGAAGUUCUUUGAAUUCUCUUUAGAAAGAAAAACUCAUAUUCGUAUUCUCCUUUCGAUCUUCUUUCUUAUUCAUAUUAACAAAGAAUAAAUGAUGAACAAGAGUACCAAAUAUUUCAUUCAUUUUUCAGGUAGACAAUAUUAACAGCAUGAGAGUGUCUUAGAACCAUGAAUGAGAUAACAUGUAUGUGUGAGAAGUUAAGACCAAGCACAUUUAACUUGAUAUGAAUGAAUGAAUGUCAAGUAAAAGGGUUAAAAGAGGGAGGAGGAAGAGGAGGAAAAAUAGAAAGGAGCGGUAAACAUGUGUGUAGAAAUUGUGAUUAACUAGUGAUUGAUAUUUUUGUAUCUAGUUAUUAACGUGCAAUGCUUUAAUUAGGGUAAUGGUAUCUGUUGAUUUUUUUUGCAGUAUGAGAAGAUUUAAAAUAUUUUAAUCUAUAGUAUAAGCCCACUAUUUUUUUGCAUAUACUGAAAUUUUCUUGUCUUUUUUAACUUCCUUAUUAACUCAUUCUUUAUUGCAGAAUAUCUUGACAGUUUAUAAAAAAAAUGGUUAAUAAAUGAAUUUGCUUUCAUUUCACAUCUGCAUAUGAUUUGUUUUUGAGAAAAAAAAAAAAUAUACCCCUUUUGAUUUAGGGAAAUAAAGUCUUGCUUUGUUGAUAGAGAUUUUAAUGUAAAGUAAAAUUGAUUACUGUUAUACUAACUUUAAUUAUUUGUUAUAUUUACUUCUGUAACAUUAGGAAAACUGAUAUAUUUUAAUAGUUCCAUUACUUAAAAAAAUAAAUUUGUAAAAAUUAUAAAGUAGUUAACCUCUGAUUCUUUACUUUGUCUAUACAAUAGGACAUAUUCCAGCCAAAUGAAAAUAUAAGCCUGAUUAACAUAAGUUUGAUUACUACCCAUAUAUUUUCCUCAUAUAAAGAAAUUCAUGAGAAUAUGCACAUAUUUCCCUUUUUUUCUCUGUCAUACACAAAUAGUAUAGUUUAUUAAUGCAGAGAUAAUAUAAAAAAAAAAAUGUACCUAGUAUGUAGUGUGAAUUUUAAUUCCCAUAAUAAGUGCACGUCAAUUACACUUGGGUAUUGAUUAUUGUUAUUUUUUUAUAUGCAACUACCUUUGUACGUGGUGAGAAUUAAGUAUCUGAACAUUAGGGGAAAGGUAUUACAUAAUGAUUUUGUAAGGCAGGUUGAUUUGAGUUUGGUGAAGUUGAUAUUUCUUUACAUAUCUACACAAUGUAAAACCCUACAUGCACUACUUUAGUACCCUAAUGUUUCAUAUUUUUACUACACUUCUUUUUGGUACAUGACAUUUUGGUAGUUUAUAUUAUUGCAUUUGCCAGUCACAUACACCAAAUGCUUUUUGUGCACACUGUAUCUGGGGAGUGAGGUUUUCUUGAUAUUCUCAUAGUCUCAUCACCUUCCGGAAAUGGGAAAGAGGUAAUCAUCGAUAUGAAAGGAGAGAUUUGCCUCUUAGCCUUUGAUUCUGCAUUUUUAUUUUCUGUAUGAACCAAAUGGUUGCACUGCUUGUAGAAUGGAAGUAGUCAAAGGGCCUGAUUAUAAAGCCAAAGAUUUCAGUAGAUAAGCAUAUAAUAUUUUGUCUUACCUGAAAAUGUCAUAUGAAGGUGUAUGUGUAUGUGUCUGUUUUUUCUUUGUUUUGAGUUUUUCUAGUUCUGCAAUACAAUUAAUGUUCCUACAUUCACCAGAUGUUGCUGCUUGUGAUGAUAAUUGUUCACUGCUUCAUCUAUCAGUGUUAAACUGUUCCUGUAGGAAUUACACCGUCUUGAGAAUAAAUUAUUUUAUUAAUCAGAAUGGAAUAAUAUUCAAAGAGUGGAUAAAAAUCAUUAUAACAGAUAUAGUUUUUCACCUUCAUUAAGUUCAAAUCAAAUCAGGCCUAUAAAUCAUAUUUGAUGGUAUUGUAUACAGUAUUAUUUUCUUAUGCUAUUUUGGUUAGUGUUUAACCACAGUUUGAAAUAUCUUUUGAAAAGUCCAUCCUUGUAUCACUGAGAAAACAAGCAUUUGUGGGUCAGAAUACAUGUAACUAAUAUAUUGAUUACCUUAUACCAUCCAGAAUACACAGUAUCUUUCCUUUUUGUCUUUUAGAAAAGAAAAUUGUAAAGAUUUGCACCUUAAUUCCCCCUUUUGCAUCAUGUCUGUGUUGAUCUUUCAUAGCUUUUGCAUUGCUAGUUUUCUCAGGAAAAAAAAGCUGUUUUGGCAACUGUGUAAUCUAGGCAUAAUUGAGGUGCUCCUUAUCAUUUAGAAGAAUCUAUUUUGUUUAUGCAAAUGUAUAUGAACUUUUAUGCAUAUAUGACAAGUUUUCUUAGGGUAUCUGGAUUAUUUAGGUUGGGAACUUUUUAUGACAUGAUUUUAUGAGUAGUUUAGAAAGUUUCUUUUAUUAUUAAAGGUAUUAUGCAUUUGAAUAUUUGGAUUUAAAAUCAUUUAAUGAAGGAAUAAUCAAGUGUUUCUUAUAGAUAUAUAACAACUGUUGUACCAAAAUGAAUGACUUGCAUGAUAUCUUUUUUUUAUACCUAAAGCAACACUAGAUUUUGCUUUUUGUGAUUCGAAAUGGCAGUGUGUUUGUUCUAGUAAAAUAAUUUCCUUGUAUUAUAUAUCUGAAGAAAAUGGGUUGAAGUAUCGCAUUUGCUUAGUAAAAUUCUAGUUUGUUGUAUAUUUGAGUGAGUGAGUGUGUGUGCGUACACGUGUGCACAUGCUUGUGUGUGUGUGUGUUUGUAUGUGUCAAUGAGUGAGAAUGAGCUUGUAUGUGUGCAUUUGCAUAUGCCUGAGUGAUACUUAAAUUACAUACAUGCAGGUGUAUAUUUGUAUGUGUGCUUUUAUAUGCAUACCUAUGUACAUGCCUCUGCAUAUGAAAAAAAUCAAUUCAGCGACCAGUGUUCUGUUCAUAGACAGACACAUAUGGGACAACUCUAUAUAUUGUUUUACACAGAUGUUAAUCAGAAUAUUUUUUAAUUCCUGUAUAAUUGUAUGAAGUAAGUAUUUUUUUUGUUAACAAGAAACCAAAACGGCAAUAAAAUUGAGUGAUAAAUUACUGAUAGGUUAGCUAGACUGUGAUUACAGAACACUGCCUUUAUAAGUCUUUGGUUUAUAGUUCACAUUUUUCAGACUAAUAAUUAUCAUCCUUUUGAAAGUAAUUACUAUUACAGGAAGACAAGAUUUUGCAGUUUCAAGAUAAUAUAUGUAGUGGAUACUUAUUAUUUAAAGUUGGAUAACAACAAUGUAUUUAAUUCUGAUAUUGAUGGAAUAAAGUCUGAUGCAAAGUA